AUGACGGAAAUCCGACCUUCCUCGCAAUUCAAGAAUGAACAUCAACCCACCAAAACCAAGCAUCUCAUCAAUCUCCUCCGCGGCUGGCCCGCCCCCUCUCUCCUACCCACACACCUCAUUCAAGCCAAAGCAAAUGAAGUCCUCUCCGACCCUGCAAUCGCCAUCUCUGCUUUACAAUACGCCCCAGACCCAGGAUACCAACCCCUCCGUGAGGCAUUGGCAGAGUAUCUUUGCAAGGUUUACCCCUCACUUGAUGAAUUCGAGUCGGCAGGGCAACCACGAACUUUUUCCUCCUCCGAAGAGGAAUGCUCCGCGAGUAUCAAGGACGUCUGGGAAGCAGAGAACUUCGCAAUUACCGGCGGCGCGAGCCAGAGUAUUGCGUGCGUUUUACAGUCGUUCACCGAUCCGGGGUAUACAAGGGGGAUCAUCAUUUCUGCGCCGUGCUAUUUCCUGGGGUGCCCCAUCUUUGAGGAUGCGGGUUUCGUGGGGAGGUUGUAUGCGGUGAGGGAGGACAAGGAGGAUGGGAUGGAUUUGGAGAGGUUGAGAUGGUUGUUGGAGGGGGAGGAUGGGAGGGGGUCAGGGGAUUUUGUGGGUGAGGUGAGGUAUAAGAAUCCUGGGAAGGAUAGGAAGAUUUAUCGAUAUGUGAUUUAUUUGGUGGCUACUUCGGCGAAUCCAUCGGGGAAGACGAUGUCGGUGGAGAAGAGGAGGAGGAUGGUUGAGCUGGCGAGGAAGCAUGACGCGUUGAUCAUAUCGGAUGAUGUGUAUGACUUUUUGCAGUGGACUACCGCCGACAAAAUUUCCGCCACAAACAUGAAGCAGCGCAAUAUAAGGCCGCUGCCGACAUUAUCCCAGAUCGACAUCGCCCUUGGCCGGUCACCACACGACCCCCCUGGUAAACACUUCGGCCAUGCCAUCUCCAACGCCUCGUUUAGCAAGCUGGCUGGGCCGGGGAUGCGCACGGGCUGGAUCCAUGGGACGAAGGACUUCGUUCACGGGUUCUCCGUGACAGGGACGAAUCGCAGCGGGGGAGCAGCAAGCCAGUUUGCAGCCGCGAUCCUCGCCAAGAUGCUUCAGAGCGGGGAAUUGCCUGCCUGGAUCGACGGUGUGGUCAAGCCGGCGCUGCAAGAGCGGUAUCAGUUGAUCAUGAAGGCUAUCAAAGAAGAGCUGCCAGAUAUAGUUGAAGUGUGGAACGGGAAUGGGCCGAACGGGGUGUCAGGCGACGUAUCGGUGUUUGGAGGAUACUUUGUGUGGCUUACGUUCCCGGAGACCAUAGACACGGAGAGAUUGGCCCAGAGGGCAAGGGAGGAAGAGAACUUGAUCAUUGCGCCGGGGACAUUGUUUGAGGUGAAAGGGGAUGAGAAGAAUGGGGGGUUUCGGAAUAAUGUGAGGCUAUGUUUUUCGUGGGAGGAUAAGAAGAACAUUGUGGAGGGUAUCAAGAGGUUAGCACGGGUGUUGGGUAGGAUAUUGAAGGAUGAUGAUGAUCUGAUUCAUUCGGAUACGGCGAAGAUCGGGAUGGCAAGGGAAUACAAGCAGCUUCAAGAGCAGGAGUUGAGGGAUUCGUGCUAA
Thermochaetoides thermophila DSM 1495 is the source of this 1566-nucleotide messenger RNA. RefSeq names its product putative pyridoxal phosphate binding protein. The transcript has a single exon. Gene Ontology annotation, biological process: biosynthetic process. NCBI's taxonomy places the organism in Eukaryota, Fungi, Ascomycota, Sordariomycetes, Sordariales, Chaetomiaceae. The record is from RefSeq and is a predicted model, not a curated record. Gene Ontology annotation, molecular function: pyridoxal phosphate binding; L-2-aminoadipate:2-oxoglutarate transaminase activity. Bases 1 to 1566 code for a protein of 521 amino acids.